Messenger RNA from Meloidogyne enterolobii, 1491 nucleotides. Lineage: Eukaryota; Metazoa; Nematoda; Chromadorea; Rhabditida; Meloidogynidae. The record is from the annotation of a GenBank genome assembly.
AUGUUUUUCCGGAAAGAAACAUGUUUUUACAAACAUUUGUUUUUAAUAAUUUUAUUUUUUCAGGAAAUUCGUUUUUCUGAAAACACAACAUUAGUAGAUGAUAUUAAAUUAUUGGACAGAAUUUUUGAACAAAAAAUAAUUAAAGAACAAUCAACUAAAAAGGAAGAAAAGAAAAUAAUAAUAAAACAAAAGAAGAGAUUAGUGAAGGAUAAAGGCCCUAGAGCAAGAAUUUUAUUAGUUGGAGAUCAUUCAUUGUUUGAAAAAUUUUUUGGAUUGUAUGGUGAAGAUGAAUAUGCUGCCUAUAAUGGUCUCAGUUUAUAUUUAAAUGGAAUAUUCAGUCAAUUAAAAUCUGUGUUUGAUAAUCAACUUUAUUUCUUUAAUAAAUUCUCUUUGAGAUUAGAAAUGGUUGGCAUGCCAAUGAUUAUUCUUCGCCCAAAAGAUUGCCCACUACGAGGGCCAUUACAAAAUUUUAUCAGUCAACAUUAUCUAGAUAAAAUAAACACAACAUUAAUUAAUUCUUCUGUUCCUUUAACAAACUCUUCUAUUCAAAUUCAACUGGAAAAACAACAAAAACAAAUGAAUUAUGUUUGGCGUUCGUUAGAUAGCUUAGUAGCAGUGCAGUGGGCAAGUAAGUGGGUUAAGCAAAAUGAACCCACAGGGAAUUUACCGAUUCAUGAACAUUUGAUGAUUAUAACAGCUUUGGAUUUACUUUCACAUCGAAAUGAUUCUUCUACUCAAGGAAUGGCUUAUGUUCGAGCAAUUUGUAGAGGUUAUGAUAGCGUUUCGAUUGUUGCAGCACAUGAAUUGGCUCAUAGUAUUGGAGCGUCUCAUGAUGGAUUUGGCGAAAGCGAAAAUUGUUCGGCUCGUCAAAAUUUUUUAAUGACUCCAGUCUCUGCUUCACACCCAUUCGAUGCUAAAUUUGGCGAUACUUUUGGAAAUGCAUUUAUUUUGAGUAAAUGUUCUCGACAACAAAUUGAAGAUUUUUUUAAUUCAUCAGAUUCUAAUUGUCUUUGGUCAGAAGAAGAAGAAAAAAAUUUAUUCUGGUCAAUGUUAGAAGAAGAAUUUCAAUCGUCUUUAAAUGCUUUAAAUAAAAAUGGAAGCAAUAUUUUAUUUGAUGAUGAAAAUUAUUUGUUGGAAGAGGAGAAACAAUUGAUGAAUAAUAAAAAUGGAAAAGAAGAGGAAAUUAAAUUUUUAAAAAUUUUACCGGGAGAACAAUUUAAUCCUUCUAGACAAUGCCAAAUAGCCUUUGGGCCUAGUUAUGAUUUCCUUUUGUUAACGUCUGAUUCCUGUCGUCGUCUAUGGUGUAAAGAUAGACGCCAAAGACGGUGGGGGCCCUGUGAGACUAAAGGAUUUUUACCUUUAAUGGAUGGAAGUAGUUGUGGAGAUCGAAAGUGGUGUAUAAGAGGACAAUGCCGGCCAAUGCCUGGAGUAUCAGAAGAGGGAAACAAGAACAGUAAUAAUGAGGAGAAUAAAAGUUCGGGUAAACAAUGA